AUGGAGCUUCUGAAGAUCCUACCCUGGCGUCGUGCUGUGCUGGCUGUGGUUCUGAACCUGCUGGCCCUCAGCCUGUCCACAACAGCCCUGCUGGGCAGCUAUUGGUGUGUCGGGACUCAGAAAGUUCCCAAGCCAUUAUGUGGGAAGACGAAGAAUACCAAGUGCAUCGGUGUCCCCAUGCCUGCUGAUGGAGGGGCUGGCAAUUCCUCUUCACCAUCCCAGGAUGUGGUGCACUAUAGCUGGGAGACUGGGGAUGACCGCUUUGCCUUCCGGUACUUCCACACAGGCAUGUGGCUUUCCUGUGAGGAAAACAUAGAAGGCUCAGACGAGAAAUGUCGCAGCUUCAUUGAACUUUCACCUCCAGCAGAGAGAGGCAUCCUCUGGUUGUCACUUGGAUCAGAGAUGGUUUACAUCAGCUUACUGCUCAUUAGCUUCAUCCUCCUGCUGGUGGAGAUGUUGUACACUGGAAACCCAGUCUGUGGGCUGAAGCUCAAUGCCUUUGCUGCUGUCUCCUCUGUAUUGUCAGGCCUACUUGGAAUGGUGGCUCACAUGAUGUACAGUCAAGUUUUCCAGGCAACAGUUAACUUGGGGCCCGAGGACUGGAGACCACACUCAUGGGACUAUGGCUGGGCCUUCUAUAUGGCCUGGGCCUCCUUUACCUGUUGCAUGGCCUCCGCUGUCACAACCCUGAAUACAUACACCAAGACGGUGCUGGAGUUCAAACGCAACCACGAGAAAGCCUGUGAUGGCAGCUUCACGACCGAUCAGUCUCAACAUCACCAGUGCUUCAUGCCGCCGCAGUACCACCACAGAGAGCAACUGGGUGGCUACUACCAGCACCAAGACAAACCUCCCCGCUCAGUCUCUGAGGGUGUCGACUUCUACUCUGAGCUGCAGCAGAAAGUGCUACAGAGGGAGCCCGACCUAGAGCUGAAUGAGGUCCUGGGAAAGUCCGUUGGGGAGGAUCCCUGUUAG
Molecule: messenger RNA, 975 nt
Organism: Elgaria multicarinata webbii
Lineage: Eukaryota; Metazoa; Chordata; Lepidosauria; Squamata; Anguidae
Gene: GSG1
Product: germ cell associated 1
Exons: 5
Coding region: 1-975 (324 amino acids)
Cellular component (GO): plasma membrane
Source: RefSeq, a predicted model, not a curated record